Annulohypoxylon maeteangense is the source of this 2811-nucleotide messenger RNA. Its product is annotated as WD40 repeat-like protein. Lineage: Eukaryota; Fungi; Ascomycota; Sordariomycetes; Xylariales; Hypoxylaceae. Gene Ontology annotation, cellular component: elongator holoenzyme complex. The record is from RefSeq and is a predicted model, not a curated record. Gene Ontology annotation, molecular function: protein binding. Bases 52 to 2535 code for a protein of 827 amino acids. Gene Ontology annotation, biological process: tRNA wobble uridine modification. The transcript has 3 exons.
ACCCAAGUACCCAAUUAUCGAACCCAUGAAAAACAACCAACGGCCCCGGACAUGGAUAAUUACCAGGUUGGCGUAGAGUACCUCUCUGCCGGCGCAAAUAGGCAUACUGCCGUCGCAGACUGGGGUGACGAUGGGACAGUAGCCUUCGGUGCUGACUCACUAGUCGCUUUAUGGCGACCACAUAAUACAACACCAAGAGGUGUGACGAAUCUCCUUUCGGGACAUAAAGAUGUUGUCAAGGCUGUUAGGUUCUUACCUAAACUUGAGGGGGAGUCUUCAGCAUAUUUGCUCACUGGAGCAGAUGACCAGUGUCUGAAAAUUUGGGCGCUUUUGGCUAACAGCGAUGAACCUGGUGGCGCAUCAUGUAUUCAAACUGUGCAUGCUCAUACAGCGCCUGUAAACUGUAUAGCGACCCUGAACGGGAAAGCAUCAUCAGAUUCGGUGUCGAGGAUAUUUGCUACGGGCGCAGCAGAUGCCUCAGUAAAAGUGUGGGCAUUAGAAGGUAACGAAAUUCGCUUGAUACAAACCCUCAAGACUUCCCCGAAGUUCUUCCCACUAUCAAUAGCGUUGAGUACCCUCAGCCAGGGUGGUGAGGGAUUAGUUCUAGCUGUGGCCGGCACGAGAGAUAUUGUCCAAGUAUUCGUUGCAAGCUCUAGCACUAGCCCUGAAUUUCAACUUCAGGCCACCUUAUCAGGCCACGAGGGAUGGAUUCGGUCACUGGAUUUCACAUGGGAGGGUAACAGUCCCGAGAGCGACCUAAUACUAGCAUCUGCGAGUCAAGACAAAUAUGUCCGUCUAUGGCGAUUUCACCAAGGCAAAGAGUUACCCGCUGCAACAGCGAACGGGGCUGACCCAUCUCUGGGCGCAUAUCUACCUGGAAGGUCACCUUCAAACAAGGCCCAUCGGUUGCAAGCUGCGGAAAAAGACUAUUCUAUAACCUUCGAGGCACUAUUAUUAGGACAUGACGAUUGGAUAUAUAGUGCGAAAUGGUACUCUAACCCAUCUACCCGAAAACUUCAACUCCUCUCUACAUCUGCGGAUAAUACACUCGCGAUAUGGGAAGCAGACCCUUCAUCGGGGAUCUGGGUCACCACGGUACGGUUGGGGGAGAUUAGCCGGGAGAAAGGCGCUACGACCGCGACGGGAAGCACGGGCGGGUUCUGGACGGGUCUCUGGUCCCCGGACGGAACCUCGGUGGCGUGUCUCGGCCGAACCGGCAGUUGGCGAUUGUGGGACCACAGCGCGUCUCGGGACCAGUGGCUACCACAUAUCGGCAUCGGCGGGCACACGCGGUCCGUAACGGGCAUUACGUGGUCCAAGAACGGCGAUUUCUUGCUAUCCACCAGUGCGGACCAGACCACGCGGCUACACGCGAGCUGGAGCAAAGGCGGCGGGGCCGGGUCCUGGCACGAGAUGGCGCGCCCGCAGAUACACGGCUACGAUCUCAACUGCAUCGACUCCUUGGGCGGGUCGCGCUUCGUCUCCGGCGCAGACGAGAAGCUGAUGCGCGUCUUCGAGGAGCCGAAGGCGGUGGCCCGGCUUCUCCGCAGAUUAUGCGAUGUUGUCGGCUCUCGUGACGAGGACGUCGCGGCUAUGCCUGACGCAGCCAACAUGCCCGUGCUUGGGCUAUCUAACAAGGCAAUAGAGGCUGUCGACGACGAUCUCGAGGUCCGGGCUCCGGCGGCUACUGAGAUGGACCGGGACGCCUUGGACCCUGGAACGACUGUGCGCCGGUCCGCGCUCGAGAUCGAACAUCCGCCCCUGGAGGAUAGCCUAUCACGGCAUACCCUCUGGCCUGAAAUUGAAAAGCUAUACGGCCACGGCUACGAGAUUUCCUGCCUAGCAGCGAGCCACGACGGAACGCUUGUUGCGAGCGCGUGUAAAGCGAGUUCCGUUAACCAUGCCGUCAUCCGCCUCUUCGAGACCGAGAAGUGGACGGAGGUGAAGCCGCCGCUAACGGCGCAUUCGCUAACUACGACGCGAUUACGAUUUUCUCCCGACGACCGAUACCUACUUAGUGUUGGACGAGACCGGCAAUGGGCUGUUUUUGAGCGGGAUAGCGAUAACAAGCAGAGCUACAAGCUAUUGCAGUCUAACCCUAAGGGCCAUUCUCGAAUGAUCUUAGACGCCGCAUGGGCGCCUUCACUGAACUCAUUGGUGUUUGCUACAGCCGGCCGAGACAAGCAAGUCAAGAUAUGGCGGCAAACACCGGCCGACUCAGGAGAUCCCAAUAUCACUUGCGUGACGACGAUACCUGAAACACAUCCAGUUACGGCUAUCGACUUCUUACACCGAGACGCUGAGAGCAGCGCCUAUCUCCUGGCGGUUGGCACUGAGAUUGGAAAAAUAUCCAUAUAUUCGAUUGAUGCGACCUCGCUUAGCGUAUCUACAACACUGAAUCUAAGACCAGAAUUAUGUCUUGCGAAAGCUGUUUUGCAACUAUCGUGGAGACCGCAGCGAACUGCAAACGAGCUGGCGAUAGCUGGAGAGGAUGGCUCACUUAGAGUAUAUUCACUUUCAGAGAGAAAUCCAUGAUGUUUUGAGGCCAUCUAUGCGACUGUCUAAACACCGCCAUUAUUUGUCCAAAACGUAUUCUUCCUCUUGCACAGACAUUCAUACAUGCCUGCUUGUUGACGCCAAUUCUAUUGAUCCGAACGCCAGACCAUAUAUCUCUUAAACACGUUAACGCCGCAACUCGCCGCGCAUCUGGUCAAGCCAGCUAAUUAAAAUUAUUACAUGGAUCAUUUAUCAUCCGCGUGAUAUCUAGGAAAGGCCGUCUUUUUCGAAUCUCGUAAAGGGGCUUGCGCAUUA